UAACAGGACAGUUGGUAGGGUUCCCAUGUAUUCUUCUGAGACAGGUAUUGUCCUAAUCAACUGGGUCACGUAUACUGAUCAUGAGCAAGUCUGAUGUGUCGACACGGUCUUACGUUGUCAUGCCUGACUGAGCAAUGUGAUGACGUCAAUUGCCGCGGCCGAAGUCUCCAGAACUGGUGCGACGGCCUGACAAGAAAUUACAACAAAUACAGGACUUGAACUGAUGCUGUGAAUUGGACUUAAACAGGAGGUGUAGUGGCGGACGACCAUACUUUUGCUGUGGAAAUAUUGUUUGAAAAUAGAACAUUCAGUCUGGCUUUCUGAUAACUGACCAAACUAUUACAGAUAUUGCCACAUCAGACUAUGGCCAACACGAACACCACGCCUGUUCGUCGUCGAAGUAGUGACGGACUUUUGGACACAGCGGACACCUUAGUAGACAGGUUGGAUGAACUUGCAGAUAUACUGAAAUCGGUAGAAGACGAGUACGUGAAGGUACGUACUCCACAGAUGGAGGAUGAGGACUUCGAUAAACGACAAAUCAACCAGACGCCGCCAGAUCCUUGCGCAAGACCAAACAGUUUCAAGCGACUUAAAGAAGGACUGGAAUCCGCACGAGCUCUCAUCGCGUGCCUUAAGCGGGAAAAAUGGCGAUUGAGCAGACGCAAACAGAGCGUAGACAUGAGGAUGGGGGAACUGGAAGACUACAAGACUCAUUUAAGACAAGAUAUGUCCUCCUUAAACGAAACUGUUGACAUAUUGAGCAUGCGCGUGGUUGAUUUGGAGAACCAACUUUGUGAAGGUCAAGAACGACAGGAAAGUCUGGAGUGCGAGAACGACGAGCUGUCUGCAAGAUUAAAUGUUACAGAAUUUAACUGCAAAGAGUUUGAAUCCCACAAGACGGACCUCCAGGAAGAACUUCAGAAUGUACGAAUGCUGAGGAGCGACUCGUGUCUACGCCAGGAGAACGAGGAGAUGCGAUCCGAGAUGGACAUUCUUCAGGAAGAAAACCACCGACUCAAGGAGAUGAUCCGACAACUCGAAGAAGAGACUAAGCCCCAGAGCCAAGAUGGUGGCGCUUUUAUGGGACAGAACGAGAAAAAACCCGAACAGAAGGCACCAGAUACAAACGAUUUGCAACAGUUAAAUGUCGAUUAUGAACAGUUGAAUAUCGACACUAUCGCCUUAGUUUAACUUAGCGCGUUCAGAUAUAUCACAAAUGAUGUGUUACUGUCAAUGGGAUUUCCAAAUAUUUCAAGACUACUGGGAUAGCCCCAGAAAUUAACCCCUUUAUCAAAAGACAGUUUGACCGAUGUUUGUCUGGGGGUACUGUUUCGUUUCAAGUAUGUUUUAACAAUUAUCUUAACAUGUUUGACCAAAGUAUAAGUUGUACUGUGUAUACCUUGGGUAAGCCUCAGUUGAAUACAACUGAACAGUAUUCUUCCUAACAUGAAGUACAUCUUUUUCGAACGUAUAAUCACUUUUUCGUGCAUUACAAAUAGGAGCGAGCACCUAAAUGUGUAGAUCGAGUAUUGUAAUCGUACACAUUUCAAUGUCAUUUCCAAUGAAGUGUCAUUGCUCGGGAGGUAACUUCUUAAACAUUGUUGGUACCUAGAUGAAUCUCAAUGCAAGUAUUAAGGCACCUUUGAAAUUCAAGGCUCCCGUUCUCGGUACACAAAUCUGCGCCGUUGGAAUAUGUCUUGACAGAAUGGAAGGUUCGCGUUAAGCAUUACGAUUUUCAUUUCAUUCUUUUUGUUCAUUCUUUUUUUAAGGGCGUGUAUGUCUAUUGAUUUGUCUGUACAAUCUGCUGCAAAGGUGUUUCGUACAUUGAGAGCCUUUGAUUUCGUCCAUUACAUAUCAAGGGUGCAGAGAAGUUGUGUGUCGAGAUCGAGAACGGAACAGCGGAACAAUUGGAUUUCGAAGUUGAUACUAAGGAUAUCAGUGAAGUGUGUAUCAUUAAGGGUAAUGUUAGUUCACAUAGUAGCAUCAUUUGUUUUCCUAUAAUUUAAUAAUUGUAAUCCUUUUUUCAAAUUGAUUCACCACUGAAAAAUAUGGUAUUUCAAUACCGUUGCCUGGGGCAACUGAUUAUAGGGACAUGUUGAACUGGAAUCCAAGGGGAAAUUCCCUGGUGGGAGGGGUGGGGGAGGGUCUGGGCAGCUUUGCCACAAAUUAAGAAGUUGUAGAAUUUUAGUCAUAACAGGGCCAGACCAAUCCUCGAUAUCCCCUUAAGUUACGCUCACUUUCGCUCUCUUCACCUCUGGAAUAUGUCAUGGCAAUAUCGAAGGCUCAGUGUGCACCACCUUGUGGGUGAGACGGGAAGACUAGUAUAAAGAUCAUGUCCGUCGCGUAAUGGUAAAAUUGACUGCCUUUGAAUUCGGGUGUCGCUCCUCUGUGAAAGGACAGGUAUCAGCCUAGCGAUUGU
Messenger RNA from Mizuhopecten yessoensis (Yesso scallop), 2422 nucleotides. RefSeq names its product myosin-11-like. Bases 364 to 1194 code for a protein of 276 amino acids. The transcript has 5 exons. The record is from RefSeq and is a predicted model, not a curated record. Lineage: Eukaryota; Metazoa; Mollusca; Bivalvia; Pectinida; Pectinidae.